Molecule: messenger RNA, 1048 nt
Organism: Phaedon cochleariae (mustard beetle)
Lineage: Eukaryota; Metazoa; Arthropoda; Insecta; Coleoptera; Chrysomelidae
Source: the annotation of a GenBank genome assembly
GAAUUAUGGAGACCUCCAAAGAUCAGAUAUCCCGAAAAUGUAAAAGUUGAGGAAAACUGCUGAUACCAAGUCGAGGACAUAGACGAUCUCACCAUCAUGUUACCCACUAAUGUAAUGUCUUUCAUGAAGAAGAUGGUGACAACGGAGCCCGGAGUUGGAAAUACUGCCACCGAACCACCUGAAGGGGGGACGACUUUUGGAAAACUCCGGCAGACACUCUCCUCGUCAUUACUCACAGCUCAGGACAAAGUGAACAAGAUGACUCCCCGCCCCUCGCUCAUCCCCGAUCUCCAAGACACCACGCCCCCUACCACCGAGCCCGCCUCCCUCCUACCGACUCCGCCCUCGACCACGCCUCUCCCGGUCGCCGCCCAAUCGGGCAAACCACCCAGCAGGGCGGGGGCGUGCCGCGUGUGCCUGAAGGCGUUCCAGCCCGAGGAGUUCAGCCGAACGUGUGCGGAGUGUGCGCAGAGGGUGUGCGAGGAUUGCGCCAGCUACAGCAAGCAAAAGGAGAACGAGGAGAAUGACGAUUGGACAUGCAGCGUGUGCAGAAGGAAACUUCAAUCGAGGGCGGCACUGGCGCAGGACUCGAACGAGAGCCUGCUGGAGAUCCCGCUGCAGGAGUUGCAGCGACGGCAUUCGGAGGCGAGACUGGGCUCGGGCGGCGGCGGUUUGAGCGCGGGCGGCAUGGGCAGCGGUUUGGCACCGCCUCGCAGCCCAGAGCUGAGGCGGCAUUCGGACGUGUCGCCCGCCUCGCUCAAGGAGUUGGAGAAGUUGAAGGGUGGAGGUGCCAAAACACCUGAUCCAGACUGGAGCAGACGUGGCGGUAGGAGCCAGGCGUGCAGCAGACAAAACAGUCCUCCGAGAGACGCCCCUACGGCCCCCAGAUCCAGACGGGCCUCCAGAGUGGCCAGACAACACAGCUACGAUGACGAAGUCAAGGCUGCAUUACAAAAUCCCGGAUCCACAACGGACAACGGCCUCGCCCUACCCGCCCCCAUGCCGCGCCGAGCCUCCGCCUACGACGUCUUCUCCGUGCCCGGCCUCA